AUAAUAGCUUGACAAUGCGUCGAUACUGUUCUGCUUAUCAUCUGUGACAGACCGACUCACAUUUCAGCCCGUUGCGAAGGAUGCAGCGGCAAAACCCGCUUCGGCUCUGCCUGGCUUUGGCAUUAGCCUUGUAUACAGGCACUCAGGUUGUGGAUGCAGCCAUACUCAAGGCAAGGGCACAAGUCACUCAGAAGUCGCUCUCAAUUGUUUUGCGUGGCGGCAAGGAGCUGUCCAUCUAUCCGCCAGUCAACAGGACAGCAGUGGAUACUUGCCCAGACGCUGCGUGGAAGAAAUUCAAGCUUCACAAAUCACCACCCGACUACGACCCACUGAAUUGGACGUCGACCGAAUGGCAGGACUACCUGCGGGACUACUGCCUGCCCACCGCGGGUCUGUCCAUCUGCUUCUUCCUCAUCGGCCUGAUCAUGAUGGUGGUGCUCACGAUGUGGCGGCUGGUGCAGUGGUGUGCGGGCUGCGGCGGCUGCCGGCGCACCUGCAGUGUGGGCGCGGAGACGCCGGAUUGGCUGGGAGACCGCAAACACGCCUGGGUCAAGGGCUGGAUCUACCUGCUGUGCGGCGGCGUGCUGGCCAUGGUGGUGUGGGGCAUGCUGGCGCUGGACGCGCAGCUGAUCGACGCCUUCUGGCGGGCGGUGCGCCGCAUCCUGGACACAGGCGACAACAUCACCAGCCAGAUGGAGGCCGUGCAGUUCACGCUCAACACCAGCCUGCCCGCCGCGGUCAACAACGUCAGCUCCACCCUGUCCGACACCAUCAACAGCGCCAACCUCACACACCUGGUGGAGAGCUCGCUGGUGUUUGCCAAGACCUCCCUGCCCAGCUCCAGUGCCCUGGCCCUGAACAGCAGUGCGCUGCAGGCCCGUGUGGCCGAUGUGGUCAACGCCACCACAACGCUGGCGGCGCAGCUGAACACAGGAGGCAGCAGCGGCGGCAGCGGCAGGCACCUGCUCGCCGCCUCCUCCUCCUCCUCCGACUACGCCACGCUGGGCUCGCUGCUGGCGGCCCUGGCCUCGGGUCUGCCGGCACUGGCCGCCGCCAACACCACCACCGCGGACAUGGCCCAGAGGCUGCGCAACCUGCAGGCUGCGGCCGCUGACGUGUCCGCCCAGCUGUCCGCCGGCUCCACCCCCACCCCCGACUCCCUGGCAGCACUGCAGGCCGCGCUCACCGGCAGCAGCAGCAGCGGUGGCGGUGUGGGGGCGCCCGUGGGCGGCGGCUGGGCGGCGCAGUUGGCGGCUGUGGUGGAGGGCGCGCGGGCGUACGAGGCGGCUGGAGGGGGCGGCGGCGGCGGCGGCGGCAGUGGGCUGUUCAACGCCACGGAGGCACUGGCACAGGAGGUGGUCAAGGGCUCCCAGGGCCUGCUGAGUGGCAGUGAUCUGGUGCAGUCGCUGUCGGCCCGGGUGGCGGACUUCCGGGCGCGUGUGUGCGCCUCGCCGCUGUCGGACAUACGGUCGCUGCUAACCAGCUUCCAGGCGCUUGUGAACAACACGGUGGACGCCUCCACCUGGACCGUGAAGGUCAGGGGCAAGAACACGCCGUUCCUGGCCCUGGUGGACAGCCUGGAGGGCGACGUGGUGGACUUCUUCGCCCGGGCCGCGUGCGGCAGCAGCGGCGGGAACAGCAGUAGCAGUAGCAGCAGUGGCAGUGGCAGUAGCAGCAGUGGCAGUGGCAGUGGAGGUCGGCGGCAGCUGCUGGCGGGUGCGGACUGGUCGCUGGACGGAUUCAUUGCGUCCAUUGCCAACGGCUCCGCCACCGCCGCCAGCCUGAACGCCACCGCCGCCGUGUUCGCCGCCGCCGCCGCCGCCGCGGAGCAGGCCGCCGCCGCCGGGCCCUCCUCCUCCGCCGCCUCGGCCGCCGUGUCAGGCUCGCUGACCCCCGCACUGGCCGCCGCCGCCGCCCCCCUGGCAGACCUGUCUUCCGUGCUGGCAGCUUACGUCGCGGGCAGUGCCAGCUCCAGCCAGCUGCAGGCCGCGCUGUCCGCCGCCUCCGCCCCGCUGGCCAAUGCCACCUCCACAUUCGGCGGACCCGGGGCGGCGGUGGACCCGGCGGGGUCGCUGCAGGCGGCGGCAAACAGCCUGCUGUCCGCCAGCUCCUCCCUGUCCGCCGCCAGCUCCUCCCUGUCCGCCGCCCUGGCCUCCAGCGGCACAGGGCUGGCGGCGCUGCGGGUGCAGGCGGGCGCGGUGGGGGCGGCCGCAGCCGCCUACUCAGACCUGGUGGACGGGAAGGUGCGCCAGCAGGACGUGCGUGUGUCGCUGGUGAUGUCGUACUACUUCUACAACACCCCCUCAAUGGCCGACCUCAACACAACAGACAAGACCGCGCCCGUCAAGACACUCAUCGAGGCGGCCUUUGACGUGUCGUACGACGACAUCAUGGCCCAGGCCUCCACCGUCAACACCACCCUGCUGCAGACCCUGGAGCAGGACUACGACCUCAAGGGGGCGACUCUGUCGGCUGUGCGCAGUGCCGUGGCGCUGGUGUUCGGGCCGGACACGGGCCUGCUGGCCAACAUCACCAACAUACUCAGCCUGCUCCACUACGACAGCAUCAACCCGCUGUACGUGAGCGCCAAGGACCUGUUCUGCUGCGCCGCCGGCACCUUCGCCUUCAACCAGUGGUGCGCCAUGACGGCGGCGGCCGCCCUCACGUUCGCCGCGCUGGUGGCGGCCGCCUACCUGCUGGCGCGCAUGGACAUGAUCGGCCUGCGCGCGGGCUGCUGCAGCUGCUGCACCUGCGCCUGCUACAGGCCCGCAGACAAGAACAAGCAGCGGGAGGAGGAGGCCGUGGACAUGGCGGCCGCGGCGGCCCUGGCCAAAAAGGGCACUGCGGCCCAGGAGGCGCAGGAGGCGCAGGAGGCGCAGCUGAGGGCCGCCGCCAAGUACGGAGCGGGGCCGCAGCACGGACUGCUGGCGGCGGCGCCGGUGGGGGCGGCGGCGGCGGCGCCCAGUGGCGGGCCGGACGCGCUGCCGACCGGCUUUAUGACGGCGGCGGGCGGCGCGGCGGCCUUUGCGGCACUGGCGGAGGCGCCUGCGCAGCAGGGGGUGGUGGCGGGGUACCCCUACCACCAGCCGGCCACCUACACGGCACCCUACCCGCCGCCGCCUAUGGGCAAAUGAACCAAUCCAGCAUCCGGGGACAUCGGAAAGCGAAAAUAAGGGAAGGGUAGCCGUCAAUGAAAGACGGGAGGUUUAGAGGCGCUGGACGUUGUGCACAGCAGCGGCAAUGCACGCAGGAGGGAUGGAGACACGUGCGUGCGUGCAGCUGUUAAUUUACAAAUAGCAGGGCGGUAGUGCGUGGGACUGGGAUUGAUUGAGGCGCCACACUGCUGAAGUUCCAGAAACCUCGAAGACUGACGUGAGAGCUGGUAACUGUGAUAAGGGAGCUUCAGUUAUGCGUUUCGCACGUGAGUUUCGCACACUUCAUAUAGUGGUGUUGGCGCCGUGUGAACAACACGAGUACAGGUGGUAUCAUUGCAUCACUGGACGAGUGGAGGGCCAUGCCGCGGUGGCCGCUGGAGGCUCAGAAGAAGUAGUGAGCGACAGGGAAAGCCGAGAAUGGUCGAACGGCGCCAGCCUGGCUCAGUGCAGUCCUGCAGUGCACAGGCGUGUGUAUGGCUGUACCGCAUGUACGACUGUAUGAAGAUCAAGUCCGAAGCAGCACGGACAGGCAAGCACUCCCGCUCCUCCCCGAGCUCCCCCCCAGGCGGCCACAACCCCAAUCGC
Messenger RNA from Chlamydomonas reinhardtii, 3740 nucleotides. RefSeq lists its product as uncharacterized. The transcript is spliced from 23 exons. Bases 81 to 3134 code for a protein of 1017 amino acids. Lineage: Eukaryota; Viridiplantae; Chlorophyta; Chlorophyceae; Chlamydomonadales; Chlamydomonadaceae. The record is from RefSeq and is a predicted model, not a curated record.